GCCCUGGCAUUCAUACCAUACUGGCCAUGAACUUCCUACAGAUCGGCGUGCUGUUCGUCCUGGUCGCGGUGGCCUUGGCCAGACCACAGGAGGAUCCGGCUAAUCUGCCAGCUCCAGAGGCAGCAGCAGAACCGCCAGCAGCAGCACCACCAGCUGCAGCACCACCAGCUGCAGCCGCUCCAGCGGGUGGCUCCGGUAGAAAGAAAAAUGUCAAUCACAACGUUAUAACCAUUGGAUAGAAUUCUUCGGAAGGAAGGAGGCCACAAUCUUGAUUUAAGAACACAUUGGGGGCAUUAAGAAAAGCGUAAUAUAUGUAUAUGGGCGUAUAGCUGCGUUAAUAAAUUAUUUUUAUUUG
Drosophila mauritiana is the source of this 355-nucleotide messenger RNA. It is a transcript of the gene msopa, whose product is annotated as male-specific opa-containing protein. NCBI's taxonomy places the organism in Eukaryota, Metazoa, Arthropoda, Insecta, Diptera, Drosophilidae. The transcript has a single exon. Bases 27 to 239 code for a protein of 70 amino acids. The record is from RefSeq and is a predicted model, not a curated record.